Messenger RNA from Aspergillus fischeri NRRL 181, 2082 nucleotides. Its product is annotated as SH3 domain protein. Gene Ontology annotation, molecular function: protein binding. The transcript has a single exon. The record is from RefSeq and is a predicted model, not a curated record. Lineage: Eukaryota; Fungi; Ascomycota; Eurotiomycetes; Eurotiales; Aspergillaceae. The coding region runs from base 1 to 2082 and encodes 693 amino acids.
AUGGUACACGCUCAUGCGCAUCGCGAUCACCACGCUGCCCUUGAGGAGCGAAGUCUCGAGGAAAGAGAUCCCAAGAAUGAAGCCGUGACCAUCGUCUACGUGACAGCAGCUCCCACCUUUGACGGUCCUAUCGGCGGCUAUGUAACGGGCGUAGACCCGGCAGAAACGGCGACACGACCGAAUCAGGGUGUCGGCGCUCCCGUUGGACACACACGGCCUCCCGCAACCGAGGAAGAAACAACGACGGCCGAACCGAAGCCGAAAACGACCAAAGAGACGAAGCCUACGGUCACCGAAGCGGAACCCACGACCACUGAACGUACCACCAAGGCGACCAAGGCGAUCACCACCGACAACACUGAGGACAUCACCACUCCGACCACCUUCUCCACGGCCACCUCUAGCUCGACUUCGUCACUGACUAUCCCAGGUUUGGAUACUACCACUACCACCCGUGGAUCAUCGUCUCUGGAAAAAUCAGCCGCGCCAUCGGCCUCUCCAGUUGCUGCCGAUUCGAGCUCGGGACUUACCGGGGGUGCUAAAGCGGGUAUUGCAAUUGGUGUGAUUCUUGGACUUGGUUUGAUUGCGGGUUUCAUCUUCUUCUUCAUGCGCAAGAGGAAGCAAGGGCAACAAAUGGCAGCGGCCGAAGCAGUCAACGAGAAAUCCCAUGAAGCCGAUAAUAUGCUUCCCCCUGGACCUCCGCCAAAACCCCAACCGAUGACCCCAUCUGAACCUCCUCAGCUCAAUGUCCGCCCUGUCACUCAGUUUGCACCAGAUCUGACCCCUAUGGGCGCUCUCGCUCCUGGCGGGGCUGGUGCUGGUGCUGGUGCUGGUGCUACACUGGGAGUCGCUGCAGCUGGAUCGCGUAACUUGACCGGCAAUGCCUCGCCGCCCCAUACGCCACAGUCGAGCGUCAGUAGGACAGAUCCGUUCGGCGAUCCAGUGAAUCCCUUUGGCAAUCAGGCGGAAGCUCCGUCCCCGGUUGCAGCGACAGGCCCGCCGAGUCCCUCGGCGGUCCCUCUUCCCCAAUCUCCCCUGUCACCCACUGUCCCGGCACCGAGCGAUGCUGGCGUAGAAUCUGCUCUUGGAGCUGCCGUUACCGGAGCCGCAGUGGCUGGUGGUGUUGCUGCCGCUGCCGCGGCCAAACCCUCCGACAAAGACCUCCCUGGCCGCCCAGAAAGCUCAUCGUCCCAAGCGUCAUCGGUUCCCGAAGGCUCGGCUCAAAGUCCUGUAAGCGCCGUUAGCGCUGAUCCUGCACCGAUCGCCACUGCUACCGCGGUUGCUGCUGUUCCAGCGUUCGGACCCGGCGGUGCUGCAGGCCCUCCUCCUCCUCCCGGGCCAAGCAAUGUUCAUCGCGUGCAAAUGGAUUUCAAGCCUUCAAUGGAGGAUGAGUUGGAGCUGCACGCUGGUCAGCUCGUCCGGCUUCUGCACGAGUAUGACGACGGUUGGGCGCUCUGCGUCAGACUCGAUCGCUCGCAGCAAGGAGUCGUUCCCCGGUCUUGUCUUUCUGCCCGUCCCGUGAAGCCUCGAGCCCGUCCGCCUCCAGGAGCCGGUCCAGGCCCUGGCCCCCGCGGGCCGCCCCGACCGCCAAUGAUGGGACCCAACGGCCCUUGGGGGCCUCCUCCUGGACCUCCUGGACCUAUGGGGCCACCACCUCCGGGCUUCUAUCCUCAUGAUCCCCGCCCACGGUCACCCUCGGCCCCGCGCCCAAUGUCCCCGGCUCAACACCCUCAUGGCGGACCCCCGCCCCCACGCCCGUAUCCCCAGCACCCAAUGUCUCCUGCACAGUUUCCUCCCACUCCGCGAUCGUUCUCGCCAGGUCCCGGUGGCCGGCCAAUGCCGCCAAGAUCCAUGAGUCCUGGACCUUACGGACCUCCAGGACUGCAGAGACCGGAGAUGCCAGCGAGCCAGCGGAAACGUAGCAACAGUGCAGGUGGGUCAGUGGGACCUAUUCCUCGUUCAACUGGAUCACCAGGACCAAGCCCUCUGGCCGGGCCAAUGAUGCCACCUCCGUCCGGUGCCCUCCCAGCAAUUCCCACCCCGCCACCGCAGCAAGCACUGGUUCGAGAUGAUCACGCGUGA